This is a messenger RNA of Seriola dumerili (greater amberjack), 1374 nucleotides long. Its product is annotated as tumor necrosis factor ligand superfamily member 13B-like. The transcript is spliced from 5 exons. The coding region runs from base 36 to 830 and encodes 264 amino acids. Gene Ontology annotation, cellular component: membrane. Lineage: Eukaryota; Metazoa; Chordata; Actinopteri; Carangiformes; Carangidae. Gene Ontology annotation, biological process: immune response. The record is from RefSeq and is a predicted model, not a curated record. Gene Ontology annotation, molecular function: tumor necrosis factor receptor binding; receptor ligand activity.
AGUAACUUGAGGACAUCCAGUCUGCAAGUCUCGGUAUGCUUUACAAUGCUUUAUUAUCACUAAUGGCAUUUAUGUUUUGUCUUAGUCUUUUCCUGGUGCACAGAGCCAGUGUUUUAGAAAAUGAUUUUCGAAAACUCCAAGGGGACUUAAUUCUACAAUUAAAUCAGCCACGUUCUGAGGGAGUCAAUGGGAAAAUGGCCAAGAUGUCUAAAACAAGGGAGGACAUUAAGCCAAGUACUUUCCAAAAAGCUCAGAGUUCUCUGAAGAUGUCUUCAAGGAGAGUAAAACGGGAACAAGGCAGCUGCAGAGCUCCAACAUCAUUCCUGCAGUUAACUGCUAACACUAACAAACAGCCAGACAUGAGAGGAAAUAUAACAGUGAUCCCUUGGACUGUUUCUGCGCAGCAAGGAAAUGCAAUUUCACAAAAGGAAAACAGAAUUGUUGUCCAAGAGGAUGGUUAUUACUUGGUGUUUGGACAAGUAUUGUGUCACUGUAACUCAAGCAUAACUAAGUUGAUAUUACAUCUGAUUUGUUCCAGCUUUUCAGCUAAUGUUCUGCUUAAUUCACAGGUUUUGUUCACAAGCCCAAGCACAGUUAUGGGUUAUAUUAUUCGAAGUUUGGGCUCCACUAAUGCAGAGACGACAUCAACAGAGGUGUUGCGCUGCCUGCAAGAGAUGCCUGAUGCAACUCCUGCCAACACAUGCUACACUUCAGGUAUUGUGCAGCUGCAUCAGAACGAUGAGCUCGAGUUGGUGAUCCCAUACAGGCCCCAAGCCCUCAUCUCAGUGGAGGCAGACUCGACCUUUUUUGGUGUCAUACAGCUAAACUGAAACAAGACAGAAUGAAGAAGAUAACCGGUGCAGCUCAGGAAGUGGGAAGCUGACACUGAGCUGUGUGAAGGCGUGCUGAUAAAGGACUGAGUGACAGCAGCAGGAAGACUGUAGGAACCUGUUAUUAAUCUCUGGAAAAUACAGAAUCGACUUUUUAAAUGAACUGCCCAUCUCAUCUGUCAGGUUUUUUUUUUUUUUUUUUCAUUUUUGAACCAAGCUACUUUUAAAAUUCUUUUGCUUUAAAGUGUUAAAGUGUGUCUUUCAGCUAGUUCACCUGGGCCUGUCUCUUUGCAUUGUUUAUAUGUGCCACCUCCUUUCAUCAGUCUAUUUUUGCAUGGCUCUUUAUACCUUGCUGAGCUGCUUCCCUCAAGCUCCACCUCCACACUGUCUGUUUAUUUGUUCCUCAUCUAUUUUUGAAUGGUUUCCGUUUCCCUUAGACUAUGUCAGGAACAAAUAUAAGUAUAAAUUUAUAUCACUCAGGAUGUGUUUUCCUGGUUAACAUGCAAUCUCAAUAUUGUAAAUGCUUUGGUAUAUCAUGAUAAAG